Drosophila busckii is the source of this 2541-nucleotide messenger RNA. RefSeq names its product GPI ethanolamine phosphate transferase 1. NCBI's taxonomy places the organism in Eukaryota, Metazoa, Arthropoda, Insecta, Diptera, Drosophilidae. Gene Ontology annotation, biological process: GPI anchor biosynthetic process. The transcript is spliced from 2 exons. Bases 28 to 2541 code for a protein of 837 amino acids. Gene Ontology annotation, molecular function: mannose-ethanolamine phosphotransferase activity. The record is from RefSeq and is a predicted model, not a curated record. Gene Ontology annotation, cellular component: endoplasmic reticulum membrane.
UAUUAUAAAAUUUAUAUUUUUAACGGCAUGUGGCUAAUUUAUGCCUUGCUGUUUCAUCUGCUGCUGCUGGGCGCCAUCUACGUAAUCUAUUUUCAAAAUACAGUUUUAGAAGGACUGCAGCCACAGCCGCCAAUCCAUGUGCAGCCACCUGCUGAUCGCCUGGUAUUUAUUGUAACCGAUGGAUUGCGCGCUGAAUCAUUUUUCUCUAAGAAUUGCAACUAUGUGCCGCAUUUGCGUGAAAUAUUUCUGAAGCAAGGCGUUGUGGGCGUGCUACGCAUAGGUGAGCCUACAGAAUCACGUCCUGGACACAUAGCCUUGACAGCUGGACUCUAUGCGCCUGUGCUGCAUGAGCGCCUGGGAAUCUUUAACAAUUUCGAUACAGUCUUCAAUCAUAGCGCGCGCUUUUACGCCUGGGGUGUGGACUAUAUAUUGCAAAUCUUUCAGCAACAUAACAAGCACAAUGCUGCUAUGUAUUUCGAUGCUUAUGAGCCAGCGAUUGGCGACGACACUCCCACCACCAUUUUCGAUAGUUGGGUAUUUGGGCGUGUGCAAAAAUUUCUACAGCUCAAGCAACUAAAGUUGCGUAAGCUCAAGCGUUUGGUAUUUUUUCUACACUUGAUGAGCUUGGAUGAGGCUGGACAUGUCUAUGAGCCAAACUCAAAGAAGUUUCUGCUGAAUUUGCAAUUAACUGAAAAGGGCAUUUGGAAUAUUUAUCAGCAAUUUGAAGCAGCGUUUCCAGAUAAACGCACUGCAUAUGUAAUGUGCUCAGAUCAUGGCAUGAAAGAUUCAGGUUCACAUGGCGAUGGCACAGCCCAUGAGCUUGAAGUGCCUUUUAUGCUAUGGGGCGCUGGCAUAGCGCAUGGAGUGGCCGCCAACAAGAGCUUUGUGGCUGAUAAUGCUGGCACCGAAUGGCCACAGCCGGAGCUGCAGCAGUUGCAGCUAACGCCUUUAAUGUCGGCGCUGCUGGGCUUGCCAACGCCAGUGAAUAAUUUGGGCAUGCUGCCCCAUGGCUAUCUAAACACCAGCGAGCAGUUUGAGGCUUUGGCAGCACAAGGCAAUGCAAUGCAGCUGCUGGCACAAUAUGAAAAGUUGCUGGCGCAACAGCAACGCGGCGCAUUGGCAGCUUACAUGCCGCAAUUUAAAUGGCUAACCCAAGCGAAUGUGGAGCAGUUUAAGCAGCGGCAGGCAGCGCUCAGCUAUGAGCAAAGCGCAGCAUUAAUGCAAUUAACGCAAAACGGCAUUAAUUACUAUCAGAUUUACUACAACAAGCCGCUGCUGUUAGGCACAACACUUGCGUUCUUAGGCUGGCUGCACUACGUCCAUGGCUUGCUGCUAGUCAAGCCUGCUAGCUGCAAAUUAGUAACACUAAGAAAUGCUAUUAUAAUGCUAGCAACAGUGCUUGCAAUAAGUUUUGCCAUAGCACAGCAAUUGCCUUUAAGCGUUGCUUUCUAUGCGCUGCUGCUGCCGCUGCUGCUUUGGUUGCUAGCAAGUCAGCAACAAGCGUUAGCAACAUCUUUCAAUGUCAACAUGUUGCUGCAACUUUUGUUGACAGUCUGCUGCCUUGAGCUGCUCGUGCUGAGUUUUUACAAGCGCCGUGCUUUGCCUAUAUGUUUUUUAAUCUUUACUAUUACCAGCAACUGUCUCAAUAUUCUUGGCAAUCUUUGUCACAUUGCUGCGCUAACUUGGCUCUUAAUACUUUUUGCUUUGUCUAUGUGGCCAGUGCCAGCGGAGUUUGAUUUCGAGCAAGCGCAGCAUUAUGUAUAUCUCUUCGGUAUUGCAACUUUAUUGCUGCGCGCAUAUGGCCGCCGUUUCUUCUACACUUGGCAUCAACAUUUGUGCAACACUCUCAUGCUGCUUAUAGCUGCCAGCUGCGCUUUGCUGCAGCAACUAGAUUGGCAAAUACCUUUGCUAUGCAAACUCGUCAGCUGGCUAUAUCUGGCUUAUAGUCUGCUUAACAUCUUGUUUAACAAAACUACACUUGAGCAGCUUAGCUACAACCUUUUGGUGCUUUAUGCGCUGCUUUGCAGCAGCCACGAACUAAUCUUCAUUCACCUGCUCAAUUGUGAGCUUCGCCUUACCUUAAAAGCAAAGCGCACCCAAAAUGCUCUCAGUCUUGCCUUGGCCCUACUACUCUACAGCUACUUUAGCUUUCUCGCUCUAACCGAUCUCAGCACAGAAGCUCGCAAUGUUGCACCGCAUUUAAUGCACUUUUAUCUAUGCGACAAUGGCGCCUACAAUAGACUGCUUGCUGUAUUUAAAAUUCUGCUGCCGCUGCUGCUUAAUGCCUGCACUUUGUAUGCCCAUUCGCCGUAUCAACUGCACGCCCGUCACGUUUUUCUUUGGCUGCUGCUUAUGUGCGACAUCAUGGCGCUCAAUUUUCUAUAUUUAAUCCGCAAUACGGGCUCUUGGCUGCAAGUGGGCAUUUCCGUAACGCAAUUUGUUAUGGCAGAGUUGACUACAGUAAUACUUCUGGCUUUGUAUCACAUCGCCAAGCUGCUGCUGCUGCAAGUUGAGCAAACAAAACGGAAUAGUGGCAAAUGA